This is a messenger RNA of Anisakis simplex (herring worm), 702 nucleotides long. Lineage: Eukaryota; Metazoa; Nematoda; Chromadorea; Rhabditida; Anisakidae. The record is from the annotation of a GenBank genome assembly.
AUGUGUUGCCACAAUGAAUAUCGCCAUAUCAAUUUAUUUCAGGCAGAUAUUUUAGCCAGGAUUCGCCAUCCCAAUAUCAUUCAGUUUUUUGGCGUUUCGGAAGGUGAUCUUGGCUUCAUUAUUGUUACAGAACUAGCCGAAGGCGGAUCACUUUACAGCUAUCUUCACAAUCCGGAGAAUCCUAAGAUCGAUUUCAAACAAACUAUUACCUGGGCCUUGGAGAUAGCGCGUGGAGUUAGGUAUUUGCACUAUGAGGCUCCUGUAACAAUAAUUCAUCGCGACUUAAAAUCGGGAAACAUUGUCCUGAGUGGUGAAGGAGUUUGUAAACUAUGUGAUUUUGGGUUAUCAAAAAUUCUUACUCAUUCGUGCACACCAUCAUCUUUCGUUGGUACGGUCCCUUGGAUGAGUCCAGAAUUGAUAACGCAAGAGAACAAAAUUAGUAAGGCAAUAGAUGUCUGGAGUUAUGCAGUCGUUUUGUGGGAAAUCAUCUCACGAGAGGUGCCCUAUAGCGGUCUAGGUCCGUUUCGUAUAAUGGAGCUAGUUACGCAGAAGGGUUCAACCCUCGCAAUACCUGCAAGCUGUCCGGCAUCUUUUGAAAGGCUGCUGAGAAAAUGUUGGAGAAUGAAUCCAGAAGAGCGAUGCAAUAUGCAUCAAAUAAUUGAUGCAUUAAAGGAUAUGCAAAGUUCCUUCAUGGUAUUCUGA